Pistacia vera is the source of this 564-nucleotide messenger RNA. RefSeq names its product reticulon-like protein B14. Lineage: Eukaryota; Viridiplantae; Streptophyta; Magnoliopsida; Sapindales; Anacardiaceae. The transcript is spliced from 5 exons. Bases 1 to 564 code for a protein of 187 amino acids. The record is from RefSeq and is a predicted model, not a curated record.
AUGUCUCGUGAAUCCGCCGCUCCUGGAAGAUUUUUCGAUAUCCUCGGUGGAGGAGGAAAUGUUAUUGAAUUAGAGAUGAACAAUGGGUUGUGUCCUGAGUUUCAGACAAUUCUCACAUGGUUGGUCCUUACAGUUUCACCAGGCAGCCUAGAAAUUCUGAAUUCAGCUAACUGUGAUUACUUGUUCUUCAUUUUCAGAAGAACACCUCACAGAAUUGAUGAAUUUAACUUGUCAGAAUCCACCUGUGCAUUUCUCUUCGGAAACCUCAGCUGGUUACUGAUAAAAUUCUAUGAUAUUUCAUCUGGGAAUGAUUUCAGGCUCUUUUUUCUGACACUGGUUUUGCUCUGGAUUCUUUCUGUUAUUGGGGAAUAUUUCAGCUCUCCGAGUCUCCUAUAUUUCGUCUUUCUCUGCCUGGAAACAUUGCCAGCUAUCUGUGUGAGGUUCCAAGGAGAGGUAGAUUAUCUUGCUGGUAAAAGCACUCAAGACAUGAAGAAAUUGUUUCAGGAUUUCAAUUCCAAAGUUCUUGACAGGAUUCCAAGGGCACCCACCAAAGAAAAGAAAUAA